Molecule: messenger RNA, 1672 nt
Organism: Folsomia candida
Lineage: Eukaryota; Metazoa; Arthropoda; Collembola; Entomobryomorpha; Isotomidae
Exons: 7
Coding region: 132-1355 (407 amino acids)
Biological process (GO): regulation of cyclin-dependent protein serine/threonine kinase activity; mitotic cell cycle phase transition
Cellular component (GO): cytoplasm; nucleus; cyclin-dependent protein kinase holoenzyme complex
Molecular function (GO): cyclin-dependent protein serine/threonine kinase regulator activity
Source: RefSeq, a predicted model, not a curated record
AAAAUUUUCAGUCCAGCAGAAGCAUCCAUGCUAAGCGCACCGAAUGCGAUUCGUCGUUUUUCCUUUCCUUUGUUCGAAUUAUUGCUUGUUAUUUUUUUCAACGUUUUACUUACCACUAUAAUAAAUUGGAAAUGAGUGUUAGUCGCAUUCCUGUCGCCACUUGGCGAAAGCGCCACACCCCGCAAGACCAACACCUUGGAUCCAUGAAUAGUCUCGAGACCAGUUCACAAAUGGGUUCAUCUCCACCCAUUUCCUCAUCCUCCUCCUCAGCCUACACCUCCUGUGACGAUCUCUCGCCAAGGAUAGAAACGAUUGGGUUUUCAACUUUGAUGGUUGCGUACGACACCACGGCAAACUUCCCAAGCUGCAAGUCCCAAAAGUUUAAGGCUCACAUAAACUGGAUGAAACCUUUGCCAGAGUCCGGUCGAAUGAUGAGAUGCACAUCUCCAACCUUUAUCAAUAUCGAAAGCAAGAUUCAUGAAACAUCCCGAAUUUUGAACAAUGUUCACCGCUAUUUCAUGCAACAAAUAUGUCUGAGAGAGACUCAAAAUAUUAAUAUUGCCAACAAUAGCGAAUCGAUUUAUUAUUCCUCCCUACUUCACAAUGAACUAAAGAAGGAAGAGCGCUACCAACUGUCACCUUCAACUAAAAAUAAGAAUCCCAUCAACUCGGUGAUGAGGGGGAAAGUAGUUGAUUGGAUUUCUGGGGCCUCUUCCAAUUUCAAAUACUCAACCGACACCGUGUACAUUGCAGUACACUUAAUGGAUGCCUUUCUGCAUGGACAAGCUAUCAAAACUACGUGUUGGUCCCUCCUAGGACUCACGGUGUUCCAUUUGGCUGGGAAAAUGGAGGAAAAGAAUCGCGCACGGCUGUCGUCAAUUUGGAAAAAAUACAAGAGCCUUACUAAAUAUCCCAAGUCUGAAGUUUUGUGGAUGGAGCUAAACAUUUUAGUAAAGCUAAAGUUUCAUGUUAACACCACAACACCAAAAUUAUUCGUAGAUCUCGCAUUUAACAGUGGUUGCAUUUCAUUUCCCUGUGCUGAAAGUGAAAGAAUAAUCAAGGAAAUGAGCUAUGCAAUUAUUCUGAGCAGUUUACAAUGUUAUGAGUUGAGUUUCGUCAAGAGCUCGUACAAAGCAGAGCUUGCCAUUCAGAUAGCAACAGAAUACGUGAUGUUUUAUCGUGCCAUAUUUCUCAAACAAAAGAAAGCCCAGCACACUGAGGACCUGGAAAUAAUGAGAAAUUCAGUCAAAAUCUGUUACUCUCUGUUUCGCACAAUUCUUUUACAACCGCCAUCGCCAAUGGACAAUUAUUCUUUGUCUGAAGUUCAUAAAUUGAAGGAAUUUCGAGGAGUUUAACCAUUACGUUAUGUUACUCGUUCGUUUUUGGAAGUCAUUUCGCAAGCCCGAAACCAGUGAAAUUAAUACCGAUAUACAAUUUCUCUCGUUAUAAUUAUUACGAUGCUUAUGUAUAAAUGUGAAUUACAUUCUGUGACACAGUUGACAUUACGUUAUAAAAAGUCAUUAUUCCAAUGAUGUUAAUACUCGGUUGUAAAAUCAAUUAUCUUAUACAGUUUUAAUAUCUUGUAAGUUUGUACAGUAAAAUGACUUUAUAAUACUCAUUUUACAAAAUAUACAACAAAAUCAAUAAACUAGUCCGGCAUUCGCAAACCCAA